GAUAACAGAGAGUAGUGUAAGCUAUUUGGUUUGGUGUAAGAUACUUGUGAAAUAGGGUGUGAAAUAUGUCUCCAAGAAUGUUUGAUACUUGGGUAGUCGCAAAUGCUGAUUGGAUAUGGUGGAGAUAAAUAGCUGACAUUAGUGAAGUAGCUUGGAAAUGUCAGAAGGUUAAUAUUCUGCUAUCAUUUUUUAUAACAGCAAUUGUAUAGGUCUUGAAAUGAUGUACGUACAAGGGAUAUUUCAUGCGAUAUAGCCAGGGCAAUACUCAGUGCACACAAAGAAGCAGACCAAUUAGACUAAGUUACUUGAUGCAUGCGCAAUGUCAUCUCAAAUCUCAAUUGCAGGUUUGGAACGGUGAGAGUUCGAAGAAGACGGCUGCUCGAAGUGGAAGUGUGAAUUCACAUAUGACAGAAGCAGGUUGAGAGAAGCCCACGCCCUGCUGUUCAAAUCCGACGGGAUGGAAGCCAGUGACCUCCCCGAAAGGUAUCCAGACCAGCGAUGGGUGUGGGUGGAUGUCGAGUCUCCCCUGAGUGUCAGGGGAACCAUGGCUUGAUCAAUACAGCGGACAUAGGCAGUCAUCAGUUCAACUGGACAAUGAGCUACCACAUUUCCUCUGACAUUAUGGCAAUGAAUGGGUAUCUCUUACCGAAAAAUAAACACUUUAUGCCCAUCCGUGCAAAUCUACUGGCGUACCACAAAGAGACCCUGAAACGGUACUUGCAAGCGCUGGAGGAGACCCCAAGUCUGGAGGAGACUGAAGAUAUUAAGUGGAAGGACUUCGUAAAGCAGCGGCGGCCAGUCGUGUGGAUGUCGAGUAACUGCAACACCUUCUCCAAGAGAGAGGAAUAUGUCCAUGAGCUCUCCAAAUACAUAAGAGUGGACAAGUAUGGGGACUGCGGAAACUACAAGUGUGGUGCCAGAUACCAAGCUUUCAAUACAAAGUGCUGGAUCAAGAGGCUAAGGAAAAAGUACCUUUUUUCCUUGGCUUUCGAGAACAGCCUGUGCAAUCACUACAUAUCAGAGAAGCCUUAUAACCCACUUGUGCAUGGCUUGGUCCCUAUAGUAUGGGGAGGAGAAGGAUAUGAACAUUUCCUGCCACCAGGGUCAUACAUCAAUGCUCGCAUGUAUCAUCCAAGAGAAUUGGCAGAACUUAUACAGGAUUUGAUGAAAAAUCCUGCAGCCUAUGGAAGAUAUCACUUUUGGCGGCGGUUCUGGAAAGCGAAGGUGAGAGGAAGCGUUUGCGAGCUAUGUCAUCGACUCCACACAGAUCCAGUGCGAGGGUAUCACCGUAAUAUUUCAGCUUGGAGGCAGACUGCAGAACAGUGUCUUGUUCCAGAACCAGACAUGUUUGAAAGUGAUGAAUGGGAGCGUAUUAUUACGAAAAAACUAUAAAAACUCGCUGUGCUAUUUCUUUACCAAACAACCAGUGUUCAUACAUAAACCAUAAAUUUUACUUAUUGCCAAUUAAAGGAAAAAUAUGAAGACUGGACACCUUAGUGUUCAUACAUACA
Molecule: messenger RNA, 1511 nt
Organism: Macrobrachium nipponense
Lineage: Eukaryota; Metazoa; Arthropoda; Malacostraca; Decapoda; Palaemonidae
Product: alpha-(1,3)-fucosyltransferase C-like
Exons: 5
Coding region: 499-1392 (297 amino acids)
Cellular component (GO): membrane
Molecular function (GO): fucosyltransferase activity
Source: RefSeq, a predicted model, not a curated record